CAGACACCUUGGGAUCCGGAUCCGGCAGUUCACUCGUCGCCGUUGCGUCAGUUCGUUCGACACUCAGCUCAGCUCACAGCUCACAGUACCGUUUACAGUUUUACAGUUCGUACGCUCACAGCUCGCACAGUUUACCGUUAAAUAGCCGCUCUAGCUCCGCAGCAGCAGCGCAGUUAGUUCGAGAAUUCGAUUCGGCCGCGCCGCCAUUUGCGUUUUUUUGUUGUUGUUUCUUCAAAAAGUGACUAAAGGCCACAAAAAGCAAAAGCAAAACAAGUGGAAAGUGUGUAGAGAAGCGGAUAAAGAAGAAGAUAACAAGAAGUUCUAAAAGAAGAAGUUCUUAAAAAAAGAAAAGUGCAAACGAAGAAGAAGAAGAAGUCAAAAAGGAGAAGGCGAAAUCAAAAGAAUUAACCAAAGAAUUCUAGCGGUUUAAUUAUAUACCAAAGUAUAACUCUUUUUUUUGGCCCAAUUGACACCAAAAAUAAACAAACAAAAAACCACUAAAGUAACAACAAGGACAACAAAAAAACAACCCAUCCGAUUAAAAGUUUCGAAAUUAAAGCUCUUAACUUAAGACAACAGGGAAAAAGUUUUUUUUUCGAGAACGUAAAUUAAAAAAAAAAAAAAAAAAGAAAUGCUAACGCGACACCAAUAAAAAUUCAACAACCAUCGCUCGCUAAACGUUUUUUUUGCCCCGGGUCAACAGCAGCAGCAGACUUAAGCCAAAAGUUUCGAUCCAGCAAAAAUUCUGGCUAAAACAAAGAAAAUUAAAAAAUAAUUAUAAAAUAUAAUUAAAAAAGAAACGAAAUCAAAUACCAACGUGAAAUCCAUCAAGGACAUGAGGUAAUCAAGUAAUUGAGCGCGCAAAAUUCAAAAAGUCAUCAUUCCACACGUAACACGUAACCAGCACAAAAAAGAAAACCAAACAAAACAAAAAGUAAAAGCAACAAAAAUAUUAAAAAAAAAAAAGAGUUAAAGCAGGAGUUAAACGAAGACGAGCUACAAAAACAUCAAAACAUAAAACAACAUAAGCAAAAAAGGGAUAUAUAAACCACCGAUUUCCGAUUUCUUUUUCGGAUUCGCGUUUCCAAAUCGCCAAUUUGAAAUUCUAAAGUGUUCUUUCUGCAACAGUUUUCGGUUUCUGCUCCCCGUAUUUCGUUAUAUUUAGGCGUAUAUAUAUAUAUAAUAUAUAUAACCGACUCGCGUAACAUAACACAGCACAUAAUAUAUAUAUAUCAAAUAUAUAAUAUAUAUACGUACGAAAGAGCCCCCCUACAUCAUCCAAAAACCGAGUACAAUGGCAUCCGAACUGGACCAAUUCGCCGACCUGGAACUAUCGAAGGAGGAUCGCGAACAGAUCUUCGAUCCACCUUUGGAUCGACAGCAGUUGGAAGGUGCUGGCACCUCAAGUGUUACGACAUCAAAAAUCUUAAUAAGCGGCAUACCGAUGCAAACACGAUUCGAAGACAUCGAACCGCUACUGAAGCCCUAUGGCAUCGUCAAACAGUGUGAGGCUAUUUCUAGUAAGGAUCAAAAUACUCAAACAGUACAUAUAACAUUCGAAAAUCCUGAGCAGGCGCAAAGAGCUGCUGGUGGUCUGAACGGUGUCGAGUUCGAGGGCAGCAAGCUGCAUGCCGAGCAGCUGGAUAAGAAUCAGCGGCGCAGCCAGCGCAACCAACGCAACCCGUAUCCGGGAAUGCCCGGCCCCGGCAGACAGGCGGAUUUCCCGCUGCGUAUUCUUGUCCAAAGCGAGAUGGUGGGCGCCAUUAUUGGCCGCCAAGGCAGCACCAUAAGGACGAUCACACAACAGAGCCGUGCUCGGGUCGACGUCCAUCGCAAGGAGAAUGUGGGCUCGCUGGAGAAAUCAAUAACGAUCUAUGGCAAUCCAGAGAAUUGCACCAAUGCCUGCAAGCGCAUCCUGGAGGUGAUGCAGCAGGAGGCUCUAUCCACGAAUAAGGGUGAAAUUUGCCUAAAGAUACUCGCUCACAACAAUUUGAUUGGACGUAUCAUUGGCAAAUCGGGAAAUACCAUUAAACGGAUCAUGCAGGAUACCGAUACUAAGAUCACCGUUAGCUCGAUCAAUGACAUCAACAGCUUCAAUUUGGAGCGCAUCAUUACAGUGAAGGGUCUAAUUGAGAAUAUGUCACGUGCCGAAAAUCAAAUCAGCACCAAACUCCGCCAGAGCUAUGAGAAUGAUCUACAGGCGAUGGCACCGCAGAGCCUCAUGUUUCCUGGCCUCCAUCCCAUGGCAAUGAUGUCGACACCGGGCAACGGCAUGGUCUUUAAUACGAGCAUGCCGUUCCCCUCGUGUCAAAGCUUUGCCAUGUCCAAGACACCGGCCAGCGUUGUGCCGCCAGUUUUUCCAAAUGACCUACAGGAGACCACCUAUCUCUAUAUACCGAAUAAUGCUGUUGGUGCCAUUAUUGGCACCAAGGGUUCCCACAUCCGUAGCAUUAUGCGCUUUUCGAAUGCAUCCCUCAAAAUCGCUCCUCUCGAUGCCGACAAGCCGCUGGACCAACAAACGGAGCGCAAGGUGACGAUUGUUGGCACACCGGAGGGUCAGUGGAAGGCGCAGUAUAUGAUUUUCGAGAAGAUGCGCGAAGAGGGCUUUAUGUGCGGUACAGACGAUGUGCGUCUCACUGUCGAGUUACUGGUGGCCAGCUCUCAGGUGGGUCGCAUUAUUGGCAAGGGAGGCCAAAAUGUGCGCGAAUUGCAGCGGGUAACGGGCAGUGUGAUUAAGCUGCCGGAGCAUGCUUUGGCACCGCCUUCUGGCGGCGAUGAAGAGACACCGGUACACAUCAUCGGACCAUUCUACAGCGUACAGUCUGCACAGCGACGCAUCCGUGCCAUGAUGCUGUCGACAAAUCCGCCGCCAGUAACCAAAAAACAGAAAGCUGCCAAAGAACAAUUGCAACAACAGCAACAGAGCCUAGCGGGCGCCGCCACCAGUGGGGCCCAACAGCAGCAGCAGCAACAGUCGCCAUCAUCGCAACAGCAGCAGCCACUGCCGCCGCAAUUGCAUCAUCAGCCUGUGUCAUCGGCGUCGUCAUCGUCGACGCCGCCUGCACACCAUCAGCAGCAGGCGUCGACGGCAGCGACUUCGCAUCAGUUGCAACAGCAGCAACCAUCGCCGCCGCCUCCUGGCAAUGCAACUCCUGCCGCAGCCCAGCAGCAACAGCAGUUGGCGAGCUCACAGCAGUAAGCAGGAGAGGAGAUGAGAUGAGAGGAGGCACCGCCGCAGCAGCGACAGCGCCAACAAUAGCCAAGGCAGGGUUUUCUACGGUUGAUACUACCUCCGAACACACACAACACAACCACAAUUUACCAUCUAAACCAUCUAAAAAACCCCCCACAAAAAUCAACCACAAUUACAAUCCCCCCCCCAAUAUACCCCUCUAAACAAUUACAAAUAGACGCCACCUUUGUGCUGGCACAGGCGACGACAAAAGUAAGCCAGGCAAAAAGUACCUGGGAACAGCAGGAACAGGAGCAUUUAAGGGAACAGGAAGACCCCGUCAGCAAGCGCAGAAGCUGUACUAGGUCAUAGCAAAAGAAGAGCCACACAACACACACACAGCAGGAAUAACAACAACAAUAACAACAUCCUUCAUUUGCAUGCUAAGAAAUAAAGAGAAAACGUUAAAUUGAAAAAGCGCUAAAGCUAAAUCUAAAUUGUUCACCAAAAAGCCACCAACCACCACCAGCACCCAUAACAAAAACAAAAACAAAAACAACGCAGCUUUGUGUUGUUGUUCUCCACUUUUCCAUAUGCGCUCCCCUUCGCUAUUUGUUAUGUCAACUUUUGUGGCACCGCCCAAAUAGUUUUCUUUUACCCUCGAUUUCCCCCCACUAUCCCCGAUCCCUUGAGAUAAUCAGAAUUUUCAACAACAAGAACAACAACAGCAGCAGAAGCACAAAAUAACUAGAGAGAAAACCCCACGAAUGGAAAUGGAAAGAUAAAGAAGGAACCUUUAGAAGUGUAUGCGUUAUAUUUUUUUUUAAAUAUAUUUAAAUAUAUAAAACGUUUUAUUUUAAUUACUUUUUUUUAACAAAGAUUUAUUAAGAGCCUAUAUAUUUAAGUAGAACUUCGUGACGCAAAGUAAAGUGAAGAAGAAAGAGCAAGGAAUCAGGCAAAAGAAAAUAAGAAUCGUUUGUUUGGACCAAUUAUAACACGAACAACAAGAACAACAACAAAUUUUACACAAAUUCAAAAGCCAGAGGCACACACACACACAUCCCCAUCCACUGCAAAACAAUGACAGGAAAGCAAACAUGCUCUAGUUGGGAGUUAUAUCCUCGUAGUAGGACAGGUAAGACAGGAAAGUUCAGUUAUGUGCACAAUGUGCAGCAGUUGAUGCAACUGUUGGCCCAAAAACCAUUCGCUGUUAUACCAAGUAUAACACAGACCUCAAUCCCCCAGACCCAAAAUCCAAGCCUAAGCCACCAAAAAAAAAGAACUAUAUACUACACAACAAUCUAUGUAUACAAUAUCGUUAAGAGCUGAUUGAUUAGCGACUGACUAGGGAUGGAUAGGGAAUAAGGAUGUUGGCCAGCGAGAGCAAUGUUUACUGUAACUGUACAGAUGUAAAAUAGUUUUGUCGAUGCCUGGAAGAGUUGUUUUGUGUUGUGUAUUGAUAUACCCAGUUUAACUUCUUUUUGUCGCUAAGGGGGAAGCGUUACGAGAAUUGUUGAUUAUACUUAGUCCGAAGAAUCGGAAAAUUGCAUGAGAAGAGAGAGCGCAGACGCUACAACAGCCGAAGCGAAAGCGAGAGGAUAGUGUUAACGAAACUAUUGUAAUGUGUUUGCCUUGAAAUGAAAACAAAAGAAAAAAACAAAACAAAACCUAAAAACUAACUAGAAAUGAAAUGACGGUGCUGAAAUGUUAAUUUUUUUUAAAGGACGUUACGUUACGUUAAGUGUUACGUUAUAACGUUUGAGACGCGUAUGAGAGACAAGCUGUUAUACAUGGAUGGGACACUACAAAAAUACAUCAGCCAAUCUGAAAUUCGAAGAACCGAUAGACCCAGAUCAAAAUCCAAGCCCGUAAGAAAAUGCAUUUCCUAGGGGGAACGUAGAAUAUAGUAGAACCCAAUGACAGUAUGACAGUAUAACAGUAUGACCAAAACCCAACCCAAGUAACUGAAUCGGAGCAACAAACAAUCAAACUACAAUCUUAAAACCAAGCCAAAACAAGCAACAAUAGCAAUAGCCCGGUUUUGUGUUGUUUUGAAGCAUUUACUACGCCUAUUAAUUAAUUAAUAACUACCUAACUAACGAUCUUUUUUUGUAUGUAACGUAAAUAUAUAAAAGUGCUUACUAGAUAUUCCAUAGAAUUAAUGUUACGCAGUAGAUCCCUCCACAAUACUCCCCAGCGAUCCAACCCUUUUGUUUGUAUAACACUUGCAUCGGAGACAAACGGAAUGAACUGUUAUAUUCAGGCAUAUAAAUCAAGGAAAAAUCAACAUUUCGGCAAACAAAAAAAAAUCAUCAAGAAGCAAAAUUAAAAACUUUUAAGCGGCACAUUAUUUUGGAAGAAAUGACAUGAAAGAAAGAAAAAUCUACAUUUUUGGACGAAAGGAAAAACAUUUAGCCAGCAAGCAGCGUGUACAAGCUCUAGGGCAGCCCAAUUUUUUAAAAUAUCACACUUUCUUUGGUCUUUUUUUAAGAAGAAUCUAAAUAAAACCAGAAAAAGCAGAAGCAAACAAGUUGAAGAACUUUGAAGAAGAUUGAAAAAGUAAUUAAAAUACCUCAAUGUAAGUGCAUUAUCUUCUACAAAAAAAAACACAACUAAGAACUAAAAACUAAAACUAAAAAAAAAAACAAAAACAAAAACAAACAAAUGCAAACAAAAACUCAAAACCAAACUUACGAAGCGUAACAAUGAAUAAAAAUGCUAAACAAAAACAAAUAUCCUAAUGAAAACCCAUACUAAUAUUGAAAACCUAGUUGUAAGCAAACACAAAUAACAGAAAAAAUGAAAAACUAAUGAAUGCAACUAAGAAAACGAAGUAAACCCGAACAGAACCUGAGUUAAAAGUCAGCCAAACAAAGAAACAGACUAACUGGAAAAGUCAUAUCACCAGAUAACAGAAGAAUCGCGAUUGAGACGACGAGUCUUCUAAGUGUGGCGAAUCUUUUCCCAAAGGUUUCUCAGAGCCAAACAAAAAAAAAACACACAAAAACGAAAAAGAAACCCCCAAUCCGAACUCAAUCCAAAUUAAAAUCAAAUCAAUUAAACAAUCAAUCAAUCACUCACCCACCAAAGCCCUACGCGAAAUAGUUUUGGCUCGAACUCCCCACCCAGAGAUCAGAGAUAUAUAUCUACAUAUUUGUACCAUACCAACUGAAGAAUCAACUAGGGACUCAGCAGGGGGGAUGGAUGUAGGAUGUAGGAUGUAGGAGGCAGCAGGAGGAACCGAAGAGGAGGGAAUGGGAGGGGUGGAAGUGUAUAUAAGAAUGUUGCUAGGCAUUAACAUUUGAUCUAAAUGCGUGACAUUUUGUUUUGUUAUACUUGAGAAUCUAUAUAUGUAUAUCUAUAUAUAUAUGUAUACAAAUCUAAACAAUUUCGUCUCCUUUUUUUUAAAUAACAAUUAACGAAUACCAAUUCUUAUUAAUUAGUAUAUAUAUAAAUAUAUAUAUAUAUUUUUUUUUUGUAAUUUUCUACAUGGAAAAAUGUCCAAAGUUGUCAAUGCAAAGACCUAUAUACAUAUAUAUAGAUAUAUAUAGAUAUAUGUGGAUGAUCUAUGAUUAAAUACGAUAUUUAUAAAGAACGAACGGAACGGAUUGGAAUUUUUCUAAAAGAUUCCAAAACAUUGAAUGAAAGAACAAAGAAAUGAAAAUUAUUAUUCCAAAUGCUGAAUCAAAGAAAAGUCAGAUCGACGAGAGACGAGACGAGAUGAGUUAAUAAUUUAGCUAUAGCUCUGGUUUAUUUUGAUGGGGGUUAUUAAACAUCAUAAACAUAAUAUAACAAAAAUAUAAAGAAUGAAACAAACAAAAAAAAAACAAAAAACAACUGAAAACUUGUGAGUUAGCGUGCGCGUUGAAAACGAAGACAAAGAUAAGAAUAAAGAUAAUG
Messenger RNA from Drosophila kikkawai, 7072 nucleotides. Lineage: Eukaryota; Metazoa; Arthropoda; Insecta; Diptera; Drosophilidae. The record is from RefSeq and is a predicted model, not a curated record.